AUGCCACAAACCAAGAAUAGAAUAUCUUCCGCGUCACAGAAACAAAGAAAAAGUGUAGAAGAAACGGUCGGUGAGACGGACUCUCCUGAGGUUCUCUCCCCUGCACAUAAAUCAAAACAAAAAGGUCCAACAGAUGUAAAAGAUGGUCAGACAACAAUUGAUAAACAUUUAAAACCUACUGAAAACUUUAAAAACGAGAAUAUAGAGGAAACGCUGAAAAAUGUGUCAGAAAAACUGAAUAAACUUGCUUCACAAGCGUUUAUUGAAUCAAAGCUUAAAGAAAUGGUAACAGAAGAAUUCCUUAGUACAAAACUAAAAGAGUUAGAAAAAGAAGUAAAAUGUCAAGUCAAGAAAGAACUUGAAAAUGUGAAUAAACAGGUAAAUGAAUUGAAAGAUAGGGUCACGAAGGCGGAAAGGUCUGUGUCUGAUCUCCGUAAUACAGUUUCGGAUAUGGAAAUUGCCAUGGAAAAUAUGCAGACAAAAACUGCUUAUAUAGUGGAGGAGAACAAAAGAAUGAAAGAACAACUUCAGGAGCGCGAAAUAAAGCUAACUGUUCAGUCAGAACAAAUAAAUAACCUGGAGCAGUAUACCAGAAGAAACACUGUCCGAUUGUACGGGUUAGAAGACCAAAAUAAAGAUGAAACAUUCAUGGAAACCGCAAAAAGAGUUGCAAAGUUGGUCAAUGAAAAACUUAACGUCAAAAUAUCAACUGCUGAUAUUGACAUAGCUCACAGAAUUGGGAGGUUUUCAAGUGACGCCAACAGACCAAUUAUUUGCAAGUUUGUGUCUCGUUUCACAAAACACGAUGCCAUUAAGGCGCGAAGACAUUUGAAAAACUCAGCUAUAGUUAUUAGAGAGGAUCUGACCCACCAGAACGCAAAACUACUUGAACACACAAGUCCUCAGGACAAAGUGAAAACGGCAUGGUCAGACAAUGGUAAAAUAAUAGCCCUUCUCAAAAACAACAAAAAGAUUGUCGUUGAUGGGAAGACUGACUUCAGUAAAAUAGUAGUUUCUGAAUAA
Molecule: messenger RNA, 1023 nt
Organism: Mercenaria mercenaria
Lineage: Eukaryota; Metazoa; Mollusca; Bivalvia; Venerida; Veneridae
Exons: 1
Coding region: 1-1023 (340 amino acids)
Source: RefSeq, a predicted model, not a curated record